AUGGCGGAGAAGCCGCCUUCGUCGAGCGCAGGCUCCAUCACUUCCCCAGGCGGAAAAGAAGAUUUGGAGAAGCAGCACCCCACAGAUCGCCAUGCGCCUUACCUCGACCCAUCAAUCAUGGGGGAUGACUACGAAGGCAAGCCGACCGAGGAGGAGCUUGCUGUCCUCCGCCGUGUGCCGGGCACUAUCCCCAUCAUUGCGUACAUGAUCUGUAUCGUCGAGUUCUGCGAGCGUGCCUCGUACUACGGCGUGCAGCCCUUGAUCAGCAACUAUGUCAACCGCCCGCUCCCAGAAGGUGGGAACGGUUGGGGUGCCCCCCCGGUGGGUAGCCAGGCUACAGGUGGUGCUCUCGGCAUGGGAACUGUUGUCGCCAAUGCCGUGAGCCAGUCGUUUAGCAUGCUUGCUUAUGCCCUACCUCUUCUGUUUGGUUGGAUGGCAGACGCGAAGACUGGUCGGUUCAAGUUGAUUUGCUGGGGUGUUGGUGUUUUCGGUAUCGCCCACGUCCUCAUGGUCGCCGCUGGUGCGAAAGAUCUCCUCGCCAACGGAAAUGCCAAGAUCCCCUACUUCAUCUCUGUCUACAUCUUGUCGGUUGGCGCUGCCAUGUUUAAGCCCAACGUUUCACCCCUGCUUCUGGAUCAAGUUACCACCACUGUUCCCAAGGUGAUCACCCUCAAGUCCGGUGAGAGGGUUAUUGAGGAUCCCGAGUCCACCACCGAGCGUGUCAUGCUCUGGUUUUAUCUGACGAUCAAUAUCGGCGGUUUCAUGGGAAUCGCCACUGCCUACUCGGAGAAGUAUAUCGGCUGGUGGCUUGCCUUCCUCAUUCCCCUCAUCCUUUACCUCCCCCUGCCGUUCCUCUUGUGGUUCCUGCGCAAGCGAGUCAUCCUCCACCCCCCUGGCGGGAGCGAUCUCCCCAAUGUCUUCCGCGUCCUUGGAAUCAUCUUCCGCCGUGGCGGUAUCAAGCGCAUCGGCCGUCACGGCUUUUGGGAUCUUGCCAAGCCCUCCAACAUUGCGGCUGCUGGCCUUAGCGGCCACUUUGUCACCCGGUGGAAUGACGAUUUCGUUGACGACGUCCGCCGCACAUUCCAAGCCACCGGCAUCUUCUGCUUCUUCCCCAUCCAGUACCUGAACGACAACGGCAUCGGUUCAGCAGCCAGCUUCCUGACCACCAUGCUUCGGACCGACGGCGUGCCCAACGACGUUAUUUCCAACUUCAACUCGCUCAGUAUCAUCGCCUGCGCGCCUAUCCUCAAUUAUGGUCUUUACCCCGCCCUGCGGAGGGCCAACAUUCACUAUGGACCCGUUGCCCGCAUGACCACUGGCCUUGCCAUGUCCACGCUUGGCGGCGUCGGUUACACGUUGCUUAACUCCUACGCUUACCAGCAAUCACCUUGCGGUGAGUACGGCUCAAGCGAUUGCAAGGUCGGCACUGGCGUUGCGCCUAUCAGCAUUUGGUGGAUUGCUAUCCCCUACGCCGUUGGUGGUAUUUCGGAAUUAUUUAUCAACGUCCCGGCGUACGGCAUCGCGUACUCUCGCGCCCCCGUCAAUAUGCGUGGCCUCGUGUCCGCCCUCAACCUUUUCAAUACGGCUGUUGCUUAUAUCAUUGGCUUGGCCACCUCGUCCGUCAUUACUGAUCCCUACCUUACUUGGGACUUCGGCGGUACUGCCAUCGCUGGCGGUAUCCUGACCAUCGUCUUCUACUUCACCUUCCGCCACAUUGACAAGGAGGAGUAUACCCUGAGCAAAAACCAACCUGACACCGACUAUCACCUUGAGCUUGAAGGGACCCGCAACGUCGUUGGCGAGAACCAGCUCAACAAGAGCGUCAACCGCCCGGCCCCCAUUGCCGACAACGAGGAGAUGAUGAUCUCGGCUAAGCAGUAG
This is a messenger RNA of Dichotomopilus funicola, 1881 nucleotides long. RefSeq names its product general substrate transporter. NCBI's taxonomy places the organism in Eukaryota, Fungi, Ascomycota, Sordariomycetes, Sordariales, Chaetomiaceae. Gene Ontology annotation, biological process: transmembrane transport. The coding region runs from base 1 to 1881 and encodes 626 amino acids. Gene Ontology annotation, molecular function: transmembrane transporter activity. Gene Ontology annotation, cellular component: membrane. The record is from RefSeq and is a predicted model, not a curated record. The transcript is spliced from 4 exons.